This is a messenger RNA of Monoraphidium neglectum, 225 nucleotides long. RefSeq lists its product as uncharacterized. The transcript has 3 exons. Bases 1 to 225 code for a protein of 74 amino acids. Lineage: Eukaryota; Viridiplantae; Chlorophyta; Chlorophyceae; Sphaeropleales; Selenastraceae. The record is from RefSeq and is a predicted model, not a curated record.
AUGAUCGAGAAGGCUCAAGAAGCGACCGGUCGGGCUGCAGCCGAGCUGGUCAAGCCGGGCAAGUACCUGACGCUCCGCAAUGCGCGCGUGGACAUGUACCGCGGCACCAUGCGGCUAGCGGUGGACGCUCUGGGCAAAGUGGAGGAGGGAGAGGCGUCGGGCUUCGAGCCCAAGAAGGACAACAACCUUUCCCUAGUCGAGUUUGAGCUGGUGCCUGUGGCCUAG